Messenger RNA from Gigantopelta aegis, 2644 nucleotides. Its product is annotated as cyclin-D-binding Myb-like transcription factor 1. Gene Ontology annotation, molecular function: DNA-binding transcription factor activity, RNA polymerase II-specific; RNA polymerase II cis-regulatory region sequence-specific DNA binding. Lineage: Eukaryota; Metazoa; Mollusca; Gastropoda; Neomphalida; Peltospiridae. The record is from RefSeq and is a predicted model, not a curated record. The coding region runs from base 225 to 2399 and encodes 724 amino acids. The transcript is spliced from 19 exons. Gene Ontology annotation, cellular component: nucleus. Gene Ontology annotation, biological process: regulation of transcription by RNA polymerase II.
CGGCUAUUGGGUAUCACAAUGAAUGAAAGUAAUACAGUAGUUUGUUAAAAUCGUGAUGAUGUUGAGAAAUCGAGAUUGCCGCUUUAAACUUGACUUUAACGUUUCCGGAAAAUGUCGAUGUAUAAAUAUAUCACUCCGCGUUGUAAUUACGCUCCAUCCUGGUUCUCUGUCAUCCUGGUUCUUUAGAAACUACCCGGACGAAAACAUUAAACAAGAAAGAUAACAUGGAUGAUGAGGGCACCAUUACUAAAGAUGAAAACUCCUCCACAAAGGACAGUGAAACUGUGAUUGCCCCAAUAAAAGAUGACGUGGAAAAAUCUGAACCAGAGCUAACAGAUGAGACCAGUUUGAAGGAAGACACGAAGCCAACACUGAUUGACUUGCCGACAACUUGCAUCCCUCAUCAGUUCAUUAUUCUUCCCCAGAGUACCGGGAACAAUACCCACAUAACAGUUCCCUUCUCACUGGAUGGAGGACAGACGAGUGUAGCCGACUGCUCGGAACCCAUGUCCAAGCUGAUCCGUCUGGAAGGAGAGGACGGGCAGACAUACGUCUUGGCUGUGUCAGGUGAUGGAAGUGGGGAACUAAGCAUGAAAGCUGAGGUGGACAUUACUCAGUAUUUACAGGCUGGAGGGUUACAUAAGCGACCGGCGACAACUAGUGGCAGUAGCAAGAAGUCAUCAUCCAAUGAUGAUUUCACACAGGCCUGGUUUACCACGCGAGAUGACAAAGCUACUUUUCAGAGUAAAGGUCACAGAUGGCGACAAGGUCAGUGGACAAAGGAGGAGACGGAGUUACUUCAAUCAAAUAUCAAUGCUUACUGCAAGGAAAAUGAUAUCUUAGACCCAACAGAAAUAAUCUUUGAAAUGUCAAAAGACGAGAGAAAAGACUUCUACCGGUCCAUUGCCCGUGGUUUGCAGCGCCCCCUGUUCUCUGUGUAUCGCCGAGUAACCAGGCUGUAUGACCAGAAAAACCACAUGGGAAAAUACACACUUGAGGAGAUGGACAAACUGAGGGAACUACGGUCUAAGCAUGGCAAUGACUGGGCAGCUAUUGGUGCAGUUCUGGGUCGCAGUGCUUCCUCUGUGAAAGACAAGUGUCGCUUGAUGAAAGACUCUUGUAACUCAGGGAAAUGGCUGACAGAGGAAGAACAGCGAUUGUCUGGAGCUGUGUAUGAACUUGCUGGAGUUCAGUCAGGUGAGAAUAUCACUCAUGGUCUUUCGUGGGCAGCUGUGGCUGAGAGGGUUGGAACGAGGUCUGAGAAACAGUGUCGGACAAAGUGGCUGAAUUAUCUCAACUGGAAACAGCAGGGUGGUUCCGAGUGGUUACGCCAGGAUGACAUCAAUCUAGUCUUAAAAAUAGCCAACUUGGAUGUGAUGGAGGAUACCGAGAUUGACUGGAAUGAGUUGUCUCAAGACUGGCCCAGUGUUCGGUCUCCACAAUGGUUGCGAGGCAAGUGGUGGUCACUGAAGCGACAUGUUCCAGAUUACCAGACUCUUCCCUUUGAAGAAAUCAUCAACUACUUGAAAAAUAUCCCUUAUUACACGUCAUAUCAAAAGGCUCGAGUGCUUGGGUCAAGUGUGAGGGGAUCGACGUCUGACCUAGAUAUGCAGAUUCUCCCACAUGGUGUGUCCAUGGAGACUGGCGAAGAUGUAGACGGUUUCCAGGCGUACGAAGUGCUACAUCACCUCACUCCAACAAGCACAGGAGCCUUGCUUAUUGCACAAUCCCAAAACAGUCCCACCAUAUCAUUAAGUGGUGCUGCCAUGGCAACAGAUCACAUUAUAGUGCAGACAUUACCUAUCUCUCAGACGGAGGACUCAAUUGAGGUGAAUGAGAACGUGAUGGUUCAGCUGAACAACCAACCCCAGGUGAUCAUCACGACAUCGGCAGACGAAUCCUCACUCGAUGGAUCAGGACUUGGAACGUCCUUACACCUCAAUGAUGGGCUGGAGAACUCUGACCAAGAGCUGCACUCUCUUGGCUCCCACUCAGACCAGCUCGCAGUGGACAGCUGCGGACUGCUGCAUGAACACCGGCACGAGGAAAUCAUAGAACAUUUUGAGCCAGUGUCCGAUUCCGUGCUAAGUGCAGAUGUGGAUCAUCCCCAGACGUCGGGUAUUGUGAUUGGAUCAUCAUCGCCAUCCCCACAUUUCUCACAGCCCAACAGCAAUGAUGGGGUUCUUGUCAUGGCGUGCUCGGCUUCCCCAUCACACUUCUCACAGUCCAACAGCAACGAUGAGGUCCUUGUGAGGGCGUCGUCAACAUCCCCUCCACAUUUUUCACAAUCCAACAGUAACGAUGGGGAACUUAUGAGUGCUUUUUCAGAUCCUAUACUUACUUCUGAGGGUGGAGACUUGAUGUGUUCUGUGUCAGACAGCGAAAUGGAGAAAAACUAAUCUACUUUUCACUAUGAUAAUGUGCAAUAACUCUUUGCUUAGUAGUGUUGCUUGUCGCUUGUCGCUGAUACUUUGCCAGUUUCAAUUUAUGGCAUGGAUGUGUACAUUGUUCCGGCUAAUUUGCAGUUUGCAAGGUCAUAGUCUAAAAUAACUAGGGUGGGGGGAAAGAGUAUAAAAGAGAAACCAAAUCCUAUCAGGUAACAGUAAUAGUCUUCUCUAGCUAGAGAUAAAGGGUAUUUAUUGUG